AAUCUAUAUACAUAACAGUUUUCAAGCUCUUAUAUUGAGGAAUUUUUAUUAUAAAAUAUCACAGUCCCAGAUGAGAUUUUUAAGAUAUGUAUAUUAAGAUGAGUGAUUCUGGGAUUUAUAUUUGAGUAAUUGUAUUCUCUGUUUUUGUACUAGGUUUGCUUGCAUUAAAACUAAGACAAGCAUACAUUUCUCCAGGUGAUUGUCUAACUUUGCUUCUCUGGGUCUGGAAGCUCUUAGAAUUCUGUGUUCUUUAGCCAGUUUUUGUCCUUGGUAUACUUUUCUAGCAGAGAUAGAGUUAAGGUCACGGUUCAUUUUCCUGAUUCCUUUGAGAGCGAUAACAACAAAAAUCCUUCUCUCUUUAGUAAGUUGAUCUUUGAGUAAACAUUCGACUAAACUGUUCCUUAAUAUCUUCUAUCCUUUCUAAGUUCCCGAUGCUAGGAGGAGGAAAUAGGGUUCUUUAUGAGCUUUCUUGUCCUUGCUGCCUUUAUUCAUGUGGAAGGUGCAACAGCUGCUGUGGCUUGUGCAUUUGUCUUAGUUGCUGCUUUAUAUAGCUUAUUGUUUUGAUAGUAAUUGUAUCUUUCUAAAUAAUAACUGGGUCACUUUUAAUUUUAUUUAAAUUUUUUCUCAUUUGGAUGUAUAAUAAAUUUGGACAUUUCAGUUUAGUUUUGUUUCUGUUAAUCUUCACACCAGGUCUUUUCUGUGCUUUAGGUUGACUCUUCACCACACUGAAACCUUAGGAAAAAUCCUUGUGGUAAACAACAGGCUUCAGAGUGUAACCUGUACUCGGGCCUAGAAAUUAUUUUAAAUGGCGACUGAUACGUCUCAAGGUGAACUCGUCCAUCCUAAGGCACUCCCACUUAUAGUAGGAGCUCAGCUGAUCCACGCGGACAAGUUAGGUGAGAAGGUAGAGGAUAGCACCAUGCCGAUUCGUCGAGCUGUGAAUUCUACCCGGGAAACGCGUCCCAAAACCAAACUUGCUGAAGGGGAGGAAGAAAAGCCAGAACCAGAUGUAAGUUCAGAGGAAUCUAUUUCCACUGUAGAAGAACAAGAGAAUGAAACUCCACCUGCUACAUCAAGUGAGACAGAGCAGCCAAAGGGGGAAGCUGAGAACGAAGAGAAGGAAGAAAACAAGUCUUCUGAAGAUACCAAAAAGGAUGAGAAAGAUCAACCUAAAGAAAAAGAGAAGAAAGUGAAAAAAACAAUACCUUCCUGGGCUACUCUUUCUGCCAGCCAACUAGCCAGGGCUCAGAAACAAGCACCAAUGGCUUCCUCUCCACGUCCCAAGAUGGAUGCAAUUCUGACUGAAGCCAUUAAGGCAUGCUUCCAGAAGAGUGGUGCAUCAGUGGUUGCUAUUCGGAAAUAUAUUAUCCAUAAGUACCCCUCUCUAGAACUGGAAAGAAGGGGCUACCUACUUAAACAAGCACUGAAAAGAGAAUUAAAUAGAGGUGUCAUCAAACAGGUAAAAGGAAAAGGUGCUUCUGGGAGUUUUGUUGUGGUUCAAAAGUCAAGAAAAACUUCUCAGAAAUCCAGAAACAGAAAGAAGAGCUCUGCAGUGGAGACAGAACCUCAAGUAAAAUUGGAGGAUAUCCUUCCACUGGCCUUUACUCGCCUUUGUGAACCUAAAGAAGCUUCCUACAGUCUCAUCAGAAAAUAUGUGUCUCAGUAUUAUCCUAAACUUAGAGUGGACAUCAGGCCUCAGCUAUUGAAGAAUGCUCUGCAGAGAGCAGUAGAGAGAGGCCAGUUAGAACAAAUAACUGGCAAAGGUGCUUCUGGGACAUUCCAGCUGAAGAAGUCAGGGGAGAAACCCCUGCUUGGUGGAAGCCUGAUGGAAUAUGCAAUCUUGUCUGCCAUUGCUGCCAUGAAUGAGCCGAAGACCUGCUCCACAACUGCUCUGAAGAAGUAUGUCCUGGAGAACCACCCAGGGACCAAUUCUAACUAUCAAAUGCAUUUACUGAAAAAAACUCUGCAGAAAUGCGAAAAGAAUGGGUGGAUGGAACAGAUCUCUGGUAAAGGAUUCAGUGGCACCUUCCAGCUUUGUUUUCCCUAUUAUCCCAGCCCAGGAGUUCUAUUUCCAAAGAAAGAGCUAGAUGAUUCUGAAGAUGAAGAUGAAGAAGAUGAUGAAGAUGAAGAUGAUUCAUCAGAAGAAGAGUCUGAAGAUGAAGAACCUCCCCCUAAGAGAAGGUUGCAGAAGAAAACUCCAGCCAAGGCAUCAGGGAAAACUGCAGCUAUGAAGCAGAGAGGAUCUAAACCUGCACCUAAAGUCCCAGCUUCCCAGCGAGGGAGAGCUAGGCCUCUCCCCAAGAAAGCUCCUCCUAAGGCCAAAACUCCUGCCAAAAAAGCCAGACCUUCACCCUCAGUUAUCAAGAAACCUAGUGGUGGCUCUUCAAAGAAGCCUUCUGCUAAUGUGAGAAAGGAAGUGAAAUUGCCUGGAAAGGGAAAAUCCACCAUGAAAAAAUCUUUCAAAACAAAAAAGUAAAUUUUAUAGGAGAAAGGGUAUCAUGAAAAAAUUGAAAAAUAUCUUAUUUUCUAAAGAAGGUCAGCGUGCAUUUGUUGUAGUUUUGACGCUUUUAAAAUUACUUUUUCCCCCACCUCACAUUGUGAGGAGGGAAUAUAAACCAUUUUAGGCAUUUGUUAGCUUUAGGUGCUAUUCUUGGUACCUGCCCUUUUUUCUCAGUCAUUUAAAUUUCUGUGAUAAUUCUGGACUUUCCUGUAUUAUAUACUUGCCUUUUUCUCCCUCCACCCAACCCUUUUGCUUUGUUUUUGGUUGGUUUUUUGUUUUGUUUUUCUUUGCCACCUCAUUUGCGCCCUACCCCCUUUUGAGUUAUAACUAAACAGUUUCAAAGGUUUUUAUAUUUGUAGAAAGCAUCAAGACUAAGAUGCUGGUCAGGUGCUAUAAGUAGAAGGAGUCAAGAUAGCACUGACUAAAUUAAAUGCCUCCUACUUGGAGACUUGAAUUAUAGCUAUAACGCUUCGUUUUAUUUAUAAAACCACUCCACCGAUCCUUUCUCUCCAACUAUAAACACAGAUACAGCUUUGGGAGUAAGCCAAAAACAUGAUCACAUUCUACAGUUGCACUUCUCUUUUGGGCCACUUUUCACAUUGCUCAGAUUCCAGGCAAUUUUCACUGGCCCAGGGCAUUGCAUUCCCUCUACAGCAAGCACAAGUUCUCUUCAUCACUUGGUUUUUGACUGAAGGGGGAAAUAUAAGAAUACAUUGAAUUUGUGAUUUUUGGUGUGGCCUGUAUUACCAAGAAGCAAAACCGUAUAAAAUUGUCUUGAUCAGAUGUUUGAAUAUAUUUUUCAUAUUUGGAGCAUGAAUUGUCUCUUCCUAUUUACCUUUUUUAUAAGAAAAGGUUGGAGAGUUAACAUCAUUGUUAAUGUAGAAAUGUUAAGUGGAAAAACAUGCAAUUUGCUAAAAUAAACAAUACCAGAUUCAUCUGGGUUUUCCCUUCUUUCCAUAGCACUUUUGAUAUUAAGCAAGUGGCUUCAUUUUUUGAGAUAUUAAAAAAAGAAAAAAGAAAGCAGUUGAAGCCCAACUACCUAACCCUUUCAUAUUUGUAUUUGUUUUAGUAUUGUGAAGUUGUGUUAAAAUAGUAUUAGCUUUCUACUUGAGAAGUAUUGAUUUGCAGUUAAUCAUUUAUCUUCCCUGUGGCAUUUGACAUCUAAUUGUCUUAAACUUUUUGGUGUACUUCUUCUGGCCCUUUGAGUAUUGCCAGAAGCAAAAAAAAAAAAAAAAAAAAAAAAGGUUUGUUUCAGUCAUUCCACUUGCAUUGUCUCCUGGGAUCUGACUUGCAGCCUAAAAUAUGGCUGAGAAAUGAGACUUAUGAAGAUUGGCUGGAAUUAGAUCUAUAAUCAUGUGUGAUCCCAUCAUGAGUUUAUUGGAAUUUGUGUUGCAUGUAAGGCAAUCUUUCCUGUUGUAAAUCUUCCUUUUUUUAUGUACAUAUAUUUUGAAAAAUACGAAUAAACAUGAAAUUUUAAAAGCU
Suncus etruscus (white-toothed pygmy shrew) is the source of this 3982-nucleotide messenger RNA. RefSeq names its product heterochromatin protein 1 binding protein 3 (gene HP1BP3). The record is from RefSeq and is a predicted model, not a curated record. Gene Ontology annotation, biological process: heterochromatin organization; nucleosome assembly. The transcript has 12 exons. Gene Ontology annotation, molecular function: nucleosome binding; DNA binding. Gene Ontology annotation, cellular component: chromosome; nucleus; nucleosome. Bases 806 to 2476 code for a protein of 556 amino acids. NCBI's taxonomy places the organism in Eukaryota, Metazoa, Chordata, Mammalia, Eulipotyphla, Soricidae.